AUGUCAUGUCCAACUGUGCCAGUUUUCGGGCUCUCAUUGGUUACAAAACUUGAAUUUUGUGGUUUCAAAGGUAAGAGUAACUCAAAUGGAGGAGAACAUGGUUUACUCAAGUUGUUUUCGUUUGCGUUUAUGGUUUGUGAAGCAUUAGGUUUUAGCGAUGAGGAAUUGGAUGGAGUGGUUAGUGCUCUACGAUUAGUGUCAAAACCAAAGAUUCCAAGCCAAGCUCCCAUAAACAAUGUAUCGAUCAAAGAUUCCAAAAUCAGACGAUUGGCUCGAGUGCAAGGAGGAAGCAGGAGGUUAAAGAGGCUAAAGGAGCUUGAAUAUGUUUCAAGUAGCCCAAGAAAGUCCCACUUGAAGCUUGCAUUGAAGAGAUUCAUUAAGGCCCAACCCACUUCAUUUUCGAAAACAGGAGUAAGGGUAAGACGUGCUCGUAUCAAGCAGAAAGGAAACCAACCUCAAAGCUGGAAACCAAAUCCAUAUUGGCAGACACGAGAUCCUUAG
Dovyalis caffra is the source of this 501-nucleotide messenger RNA. NCBI's taxonomy places the organism in Eukaryota, Viridiplantae, Streptophyta, Magnoliopsida, Malpighiales, Salicaceae. The record is from the annotation of a GenBank genome assembly.